AUGAUCGGAAAACGAAUCUUCAUGACUGGUGCCUCCGGCUACAUCGGCGGCGUGGUUGUGGAGCAAGCCAUCCAGCAAGGCAAUCAUGUUACCGCCCUAUCACGAACUGAAGCAAGUGACGAAAAGAUUCGAACCCUGGGCGCUACUCCAGUACGCGGCGGCCUGGAAUCUCACUCCGUUCUGCAGGAGCAAAGUGCCCAGGCUGACGUCGUAUUCCAUCUCGCAGACGCAUGGGCCGGUAAUUUCGGCAAGAUGGAUUAUGCUGAAGUUGUGCGCAUCGACGGAGGUGCUGUGGAUGCCAUCGGGGCAGGCCUAAAGGGCACUUCCAAGCCACUGGUGGUCACGUCAGGCACUCUCGUCGUUGGGGCACAUCCCGACGGCCUCGAAACCGAUGAGAACUCGGCUCUUUCAGAGCAGCCAAUGAAUGAUCGCAUUCGAUCUGAGCAACAUGCGCUAGAACUGCGGGACCAGGGUAUCAAUGUCAGCGCUAUUAGGCUGGCGCCAUGGGUCUACGGUCGUGGCGGCAGUGGGAUUCGGCUUUUCAUGACCAUGUUCACAGGCAUGGGUGAGGUAUUCUACAUCGACGGGGGAGCAGCACCUACUUCCGUGGUGCAUGUAGAUGACGCCGCCCAGUUAUAUUUCCUGGCGGCGGACAAGGCUCAACCAGGGGACGUGUUCAACGCGGUUUCCUGUACCACAGUGACGGCCCGGGAACUAGCUACAGCCAUUGCUCGCACAGCCAAUCUUCCACUGAAGUCGCUCUCCUUUGAUGAAGUCACCAACCGCAUGGGAAAUUUUGUAGCAAGCUUUCUCAGUGCGGAGAACCGGGCGUCGGGCCAGAAAGCAAAAGAAAAGCUUGGUUGGGAGCCACGGGGUCUCGCUAUUCUGGACGACAUUGAGAGCGGAUCCUAUGCAACGCGCUAG
Penicillium mononematosum is the source of this 924-nucleotide messenger RNA. RefSeq lists its product as uncharacterized. Lineage: Eukaryota; Fungi; Ascomycota; Eurotiomycetes; Eurotiales; Aspergillaceae. The record is from RefSeq and is a predicted model, not a curated record. The transcript has a single exon. Bases 1 to 924 code for a protein of 307 amino acids.